Messenger RNA from Trichomonas vaginalis G3, 945 nucleotides. RefSeq lists its product as uncharacterized. Lineage: Eukaryota; Parabasalia; Trichomonadida; Trichomonadidae. The record is from RefSeq and is a predicted model, not a curated record. The annotation marks the transcript as partial. The transcript has a single exon.
AUGAUUAAACAACAGCAACCACAACAAAAUAAGGCACAAAGCACCCAGGUCCUUCAGACCAUUACAUACGCCAUAUAUGCAUAUAAUUCAAAGACGGCAGAACAAACGCAAAGGUUGAAAUAUGGAGAUUUGGAGAUAGUAUUGAAAAAUGAGCGUUUCGAAUUCGUUUGCAAAGGUGGUGCAGUGAUAUCAAAUAUAAAAGAAAUUUUAUUUAUGAAUUCAAAAAUUAAAGGAAUAACGGAUGAUAUAACAUCAAUUCCACCAGAAGAACAAAGAUAUUACGCAUUAAAUGCAUUUCCUAAAGUUUUGAAGAUUGGAAGAUUUAAUUUAAAUGAGGAAUUCAUAAAAGGUUUCCUAAAUGACAUAAUGAAGAAGGCAGAUAAGGAAUAUGUGGCUAGUGAGUUAGACCUUAAAGCAGAUAAGGAAUAUGUGGCUAGUGAGUUAAUGAAGAAGGCAGAUAAGGAAUAUGUGGCUAGUGAGUUAAUGAAGAAAGCAGAUAAGGAAUAUGUUAAUGAAAAAGAUAAUGAAAUUAAAGAAAGGGUUGAAUGGUAUCAUGAAUGGGCAUCAAAGAUUUUAAAAACUAAAGCUGAUACAGGGUGGGUUUCAGGAUGUUUAGACCUUAAAGCAGAUAAGGAAUAUGUCAACAGUGAGUUAGAGAAGAAGGCAGAUAAUGAAUAUGUUAAUGGAAUAUACCAAAGUUUGAUAGGAACAACUAAAAAUAUUGAAACUAUUGUUGGUGACUUUUCUGUCAAUGAAGAAAAUAAAUAUUUUAGAUGGCAGUUUGUACAGUCCUUAAGAAAUGGUAUGCGGUGUAAACUCAUUCCGAAAAAUAACAAUGAAAUGUAUGUAAGCUAUAUAAAGAAUGAUGGUACACAAGUUAAAGUUCCAUUAGACAACAACUGUUACUUAAACUUAUAUGGAGACGAACAAAAGAAAUAUUUAAGU